This is a messenger RNA of Onychomys torridus (southern grasshopper mouse), 1257 nucleotides long. RefSeq names its product testisin-like. The transcript is spliced from 7 exons. The record is from RefSeq and is a predicted model, not a curated record. Gene Ontology annotation, molecular function: serine-type endopeptidase activity. Bases 1 to 1257 code for a protein of 418 amino acids. Gene Ontology annotation, biological process: proteolysis. NCBI's taxonomy places the organism in Eukaryota, Metazoa, Chordata, Mammalia, Rodentia, Cricetidae.
AUGGUCCCCAAACAGCCUUUGGGCCUAAGGAGCUGUGUCUCCCCCAGUGGGCGCGGGCCUGGCGCAGCAGGAAGUGAGAGGGGGUGCCAGGUGGCAGGAGAAGUGGCCAUGGUCGCGCGGGGCAAGACGUUGGUGCCACUGCUGGUGGCGGUGGCGGUGGUGGCCUCACAGUCAACCCUUCCGCAGGUGAAACCACAGGAACCCGGACUGCAGGAAACGGACCUAUUUUCAGGAAGUCGCUCUCCCCGCCUGGCUGCAAAGUGUGUGUGGGAGGUCGUCCCUGCUCAGUCUGUCCUCCUCACAGGGCCCUGCGGCCGCAGGACCAUCCCUUCACGUGUAGUGGGUGGCGACGAUGCGGAGCUCGGCCGCUGGCCAUGGCAAGGGAGUCUGCGCGUAUGGGGCACCCACUAUUGUGGGGCGACCUUGCUCAACCGCCGCUGGGUACUUACAGCUGCCCACUGCUUCCAAAAGGGUACCAAUCCCUUUGAUUGGUCAGUCCAGUUUGGUGAGCUGACUUCCAAGCCGUCUCUCUGGAACCUACAGGCCUAUUCCAACCGUUACCAAAUACAAGAUAUCUUUCUGAGCCCCAAGUACCUGGACAUGUAUCCCAAUGACAUUGCCCUGCUGAAACUGUCAUCUUCUGUCAACUACAAUAACUACAUCCAGCCCAUCUGCCUUCUGAACUCCACAUCCAAGUUUGAGAACAGAACUGACUGCUGGGUGACCGGCUGGGGGGAUAUUGGAGAGGAUGCAGACCUUGAGAUGUUUCAGCUGGAGACCAUGCUGCUGUUGCUGAUUUUUGCCAUCCUGGGGACCCCCACCUUUUCCGCAAAUGAAUACUAUGGCACAAAAACUGGGACACACUUCUGUACUUCCAUACCUGAAGGAAAAAACUUAACAGGAGUUGUGGUUUAUGUUCGGCGUAACGUGAUUAUGGGUAUCCAGGUGAGACAUGGAGAGAGCUGGGGUCUACUAUACGGCUUUUCUGAUGGGACUCCUGUGGAAUUCUUACUGAAUGAAGAUGAACACAUCAAUGGGGCCUAUGGCACACACACACACGUUUUAUGUCAAAUAGUCUUAUAUACUACCGCACUACGUGAUAAGAUCUUUGGGUCCCUUAAAGGUUCAUACGAGUUCUCCGAUUACCCUAAUAAGCCUGGCCAGGUACUCCAGGGCUUCUGUGGCUAUUAUGUAAGGGGCGGCUUCAAGGCCAUCCAGUUUGUGUGGAAAAGUACAAACGAGUCUUGUACAGAGUAA